CUGGAUGGAGAGCUGAGUCCCGUGUCUGUCCUCGGCACUUCUCGCGUUUGUUUGAGUGUGUCUCCGGCGUCGGGGAUGUGCUCCGAGAACACCACGACCAGCAUGUGAGCUCCUGUUGGAGGAGAAACUGCGAGUAAAUGGACGAACACGAAGAUCCGGGUGAGAGCGUGUGCGCUGGAUGCCGAGGCAGGAUUCAGGAUGCUUUUCACGUCAAGCUGCACAAAGACUUCUGGCACAACGCUUGUUUCCGGUGCUCCGAGUGCUGUGAAUUCCUGACCAACUGGUACUAUGAGCGUGAGGGAAAUCUCUACUGUGGAAAACACUACUGGGAGAAAUUCGGAGAGCUGUGUCAUGGCUGCUCAUUGCUAAUGACCGGACCCGCUAUGGUGGCCGGAGAGUACAAGUAUCACCCCGAGUGUUUCGUGUGCCUGAGGUGUAGGGUGGUGAUCGAGGAGCGGGAUACGUACGCCCUGGUGGAGCGCUUCAAACUCUACUGCGGUAAAUGCUAUAAGCAGGAGAUCCUGGCACCGAUGUUGGAAAGGCGCUGCACGGCAGACUCGUCUCCAGACACGCUGCCUCACACAGUCACGCUGGUGUCCAUGCCGGCGGCUGCUAACGGGAAACGAGGCUUCAGCGUCAGCGUGCUCCGGGACUGCAGCAGCACUACGGCCAGCGUGCACGUCAAAGAGGUACGAGGGAUGCUGAUCAGCCCAGAGGUUCGAAACGCCAUCCAUGUCGGAGACCGCAUCCUGGAGAUCAACGGGCUUCCAGUAGGAACGCUGAUGGAGGAAGAGGUCGAAGAUCUCAUCCACAGAACCAGUCAGACGCUGCAGCUGCUGAUAGAGUAUGACCCGGUCAGACAAAGACUGGACCGACUUCGCCUGGGCUCACCCAGCAAUCGCCUGGGCGUUCCCGCUGCGUCACGUCUGCGUCUGUCCUCCCCGACCGACGGAGUGAUCGAGAGGACAGAUAAUGACGAAGGGACGUUAAAGAGGAGAUCUCUCAGGCGCAGUAACAGUACCUGUAAGUCCCCAGGGCCCUGUUCUCCUAAGGAGCACCCGUUUCUGUCACGGGACAUCAGCCGCUCCGAAUCACUUCGGGCCUCCUCUAGUUGCUCACAUCGCAUUUUCCGACCAUGCGACCUCAUCCACGGAGAGGUGCUCGGCAAGGGCUUCUUCGGCCAGGCCAUCAAGGUCACCCAUAAGGCCACAGGAGAAGUGAUGGUCAUGAAAGAGCUGAUCCGGUGCGAUGAAGAGACGCAGAAAACCUUCCUAAAAGAGGUCAAAGUGAUGAGAAGUUUGGAUCAUCCUAACGUCCUGAAGUUCAUCGGCGUGCUGUAUAAAGACAAGCGGCUCAACCUAAUCACGGAGUUCAUCGAGGGUGGAACCUUGAAGGACUUCAUUAGAGAUGUGGACCCGUUCCCGUGGAGGCAGAGGGUUAGCUUCGCCAAGGGCAUUGCUUCAGGAAUGUCAUAUCUGCACUCGAUGAGCAUCAUCCACAGAGAUCUGAACUCGCACAACUGCCUGGUAAAACUGGACAACACGGUGGUCGUGGCGGACUUCGGUCUGUCCCGUCUCGUCAUGGAGGACAAAGUGAAGCAGCCCUCUCCUGACAAACCCACCAACAAGAAAAGGAUAUUCCGUCGCAUCGACCGCAAGAAACGCUACACGGUGGUGGGCAACCCGUACUGGAUGGCUCCGGAAAUGCUGAACGGGAAACGCUACGACGAGAAGGUGGACGUGUUCUCUUUCGGCAUUUUACUCUGCGAGAUCAUCGGGCAGGUGUACGCCGAUCCCGAGUGUCUGCCCCGCACACUGGACUUCGGCCUCAACGUGGGCAAGUUUACAGAGAAGUUCCUACCUGAAGACUGUCCUCCUGCUUUCUUCCCGUUAGCCGUGGCCUGCUGUGACCUCGCUCCUGACAGCCGGCCGGCCUUCCAAAAGCUGGAGGACUGUUUUGCGGCCUUGGCUCUGAACCUGGAGCUCGGCAUCCCUCUCCCGGCAGAACUCGAUGAGCUACAGCAGAGAGUUUCAAAGUUAAACGGGACCAAAAGCGACGAUCUGUCUCCAAAACCCAGCUCAUCUCCGGAACGCUGCAGCCUGGAAAGCGACGGCACGUAGCGGAGCAAAACUCGAAAAAAAUAAAAAAAAAGCCCAAGUUGGGUGGGUCUGCGUACAGACUGCAUGUAGCCGUGACCAAUUCAUUGUUUUUCACACAGACAAGUUUACAUAAACGGAUAUGCUGGAUUCUGGGCACUUGGUGUGUUUUACAGUGCGUUCACACUGGGGUGUUCGUUUGCGUUGAGUCAGAAUUUAGAGGGCAUUUUAGAGUUGAUGGAUCUUUCCUUGAGAUCUAAUGAGGGAAGCACAUUUCAUGACUCAAGCAGGUUUUAUGUUUUUCUUUCAAGGAGUACAGAUUAAUCUGGGAUACUUUUGACGUCUCUGUUCCUAUUUAUAUCUUUACUGAAUCUAUUAAACAAACCGAAAUGACAUGCAGCUGCUAGGAUCAGAAUAAAACUAUAAAAACAAGGGUCUUACUAUGACUUCUGUUGCAUAUCUGUGAGCGUGCGUCGAUCUUCCUUCGAGUUAAAUUGGUAGGAACUUGUUUCCAGAGAGUCUGUCAAUCACUCGGACGACUUUGUAGCGUGCCUUUAGACCUCCUGGGUGCAGGAUGUUUCAACAAGGUAGUUAAUGAGUACUGAAAAAAGCACUUGGGCUGGUUAGAAAGGCAACAUUCCAGAUGGUGAGGAUUACUGAACCCUGCUGCCCCCUAGUGGUUGAUUACAUUAACGUGUCUAUUUUCAAGACAAAUUACCAGGACAAAAAAAUAAAUUAAUUAGAUCUGCUAAAUGUUUUUAAUCUAGUUUCGGCCAGCAUAAGUUGCCUUUUUCAGUUUAAAUUUCCACCACAAAAGAUAACUUCUAAAUGAUUAGUGAGUAUUUAGCCUGGACAAGUUGUUACGGAUUAUUAUUAUUUUUUUUUGUACAGUUUUUUUUUUCAAAGCAGCUGCCAGUUUGGUAGCAACAUAAAUGUAAUAACUGGAGAUAUGAUUUUUGGUUGUUAAGUUUUGAUGAUAAUUAUUUGAGAAUGUUUGUGUCAGAAUUGUAUAGCAGUUGUAAUUGUGUAUUGUGGGAUAACUUCGAUUUGAUGAUUGUAUUUUGUAGAAUGUAAAAAGUCCAUAGCUUUUCUCCUUCACAUCGUCUUUCAAAAGGUACUUGAUGUGUGAACAUCAUAACCACUGAUACUUGUUUUUCCUGUGCUCCUGACUCUAAUGUUUCAUGAAUAAAUUAAUUCAUUCAUUA
Messenger RNA from Clarias gariepinus (North African catfish), 3301 nucleotides. RefSeq names its product LIM domain kinase 2 (gene limk2). The record is from RefSeq and is a predicted model, not a curated record. The transcript is spliced from 16 exons. NCBI's taxonomy places the organism in Eukaryota, Metazoa, Chordata, Actinopteri, Siluriformes, Clariidae. Gene Ontology annotation, molecular function: ATP binding; protein serine/threonine kinase activity; protein binding. Bases 138 to 2120 code for a protein of 660 amino acids. Gene Ontology annotation, cellular component: cytoplasm; nucleus. Gene Ontology annotation, biological process: protein phosphorylation; actin cytoskeleton organization.